AAUAAGGUGUCUAUCAACCCGCGGAGCACUGAACACUCGGCACUCAGCACUGAAUACUGAGACUGGGUACCGCGCCGAAUAGAGAAUCAAUUAUUCCAAUCAUUACUUUCUUAAUAGUGGAGUUUGGACCGACCGACUGCCGCCGCCAGUUGAGAAGUCCCGCUAAGAUAACUUCAAUUCAGCAAUCAAAUAUGACCAGUGGGCAGCCCCAGCCUUCCCAACCACAGUCUCACUUCAUGCCAGAGGGCAUUCUCGCAGAGCACGACCGUCUAACCGCGUCGCAAACGCAUUCUAUCCCUAUUCACGAAUUACACACCAAAGGAAGAACGCAUACCUUCUUAACCGCCGCCGACGCAUUAAACCGACACAAUGUGCAUGAGAACCGCAUAGCACAGUUCUACGACGAUCUAUCCAACGAUUCGAAUAUUAUAUGCGAAGAACCUGCGAGCUCGAUAUCGUCCGUCCCGCCUGUCCCCCAUGGUCAGAUCCAAUUCGAGUCGCAUACUAUAGCCCCCUCUCCGCCCUUGCCGCAGCACGCGCCGGAAGAUUCCUCAUUUCCCGACGUGUCGCCAUAUUCUCCCUCGCCACUAAGUAGGAGUACCGAUCCUCUGUAUAUCGCAACCGAUGUCCAGCCUACAACCCCUGCGCGAUCCGAUAGUCUCAAUAGCAACCCUAGCAGUUUUCCAGCCUAUCGUUCGAGUCUGAAUUUGCAGCGCAAGACUUCAUCGCCAAGCCUAAAGCCCGUAUCGAGAACCCCCAGCUUCAAACAUUACUCGAGAAGCAUUGGGUCCGCAGCAAGCUCCACCUAUCCAAGCCCCGUUAUAUCUGCUAUGGGCGAUGUUACGCCACUACCAUCACCAUUAUUAGGCAGUGAUUCACCUGGUCCGUGGAAACGCCUUGGUUCUCGUCGACCAUCGCAAGCGCGGGAUCUUUUACCACCAGUCAUGCCAGACUCGGUGCUCAUAACUUCUAGUGGAGAAUCUGUAGCAUCUGCGUUGGCGCACCAAUCUAAGCGAAAGGUCUACGCCGGACUCAACGUCAGUCAUGCUGCGGAGAUCAGCAGCGGCAAAGUCGAACAUACCCGUAAUCGAAGCAUCAGCGAAUACAUACCGGAUCCUAAGGGGAUCCCUAAACGACUGAAUACUGUUUCUGGGAAGGUUAAAGGGACAGACGUGGAUGGUACCUCUGAUCCUCACCUACGCCGCGAACCACACUUAUCAGAAGCGAGGGGACUUCUACCGGUUGCCAACCCACCAACCCCUCCUCCCAGCGAAUCAUCUCAGAGUAGCGAUGGCUCUAGUUCCAAGAGAUCUCGUCAUGAAUAUUUCGAGGCUCGUGGUCGACAUGACAGAACACUCAGACGAUGGCGUGCUAUUAAGGAGCUGGGCCAGGGAACAUUUAGCCGGGUAAUGUUAGCGACAAGUCAGAUCGCUUCUGACGAAGACACCAACGAACCGGCUCAGAACGGCACGAACGGCCAGCUAUCACCAACCAAGAUUGCUCAACUAGAUCCUAAAACCUUGGUAGCCAUCAAGGUGUGCGAACAUGGACCUCGCGGAGGGGCCUCCGAAGAUCGUAUUGAGAUGAGUCUCAAACGAGAGCUAGAUAUUAUGCAGUCGAUAAAUCACCCAUCUUUAGUACACUUGAAGGCCUUCAGCAUCGAGCCAACAAGAGCGCUAUUAGUUUUAAGUUAUUGUCCGGGUGGCGACCUCUUUGAUGUUGCAACGACCUACCGAGAUGCCUUGACGCCACUACUCCUGCGAAGGAUAUUCGCCGAGUUGGUAGGCGCAGUCACGUACCUACACGAACGUCGGAUCGUUCAUCGAGAUAUUAAGCUCGAGAAUGUGUUGGUCAACAUCCCGCCGGCCGAACUCACAAAGUCGGACCAAGAUUGGGCUGUGUACCCAUAUUCCGUAACCACACUUACCGACCUAGGCUUAUCGCGGCGAGUAGCUGGCGAUGAAAAGCUGGAGACUCGGUGUGGAUCCGACGAUUAUGCAGCACCCGAGGUCAUUUUAGGACAGCCGUAUGAUGGUCGCGCUAUUGACGCCUGGUCGCUUGGCGUCUUGCUCUACGCUCUUCUCGAAUCGCGACUUCCUUUCGACCCCCCUCCUGGCGCUAGCGAUGUACAGAGGAUGCGAAGUAGGACCAGUCACAGAAUCGCUCGCGUUGAAUGGAGGUGGAUCAAGUUUGAAGGUGACGACGGUGAUCAUGAUGCGAACGAAGCGAAAUUCGAAAGCGAAGGCCUGAAGGGAGCGAUGGAUAUCACCGAAGGCCUACUAAAGCGAGCUAGGAGUCGUUGGCCCAUGGAGAAGGUAGCGGAACAUGAAUGGGUCCGCGGUGGAAUCAAGACGGAAGGAGGUAUAAAGUUCAGAGAGGAGAAGGAAGGCGAAGAAGUCUUAUGACACUCGCGAGAUUCUACCGGGCUCGCCCACAAUUAGGGAUGUGUAUCGAAAAAUACACUGGCGUUUGAUAUAUUCUUCAGCUCGAUUUUCUAUGGGUGUAGGGUCCAGUCCGGUUCACCGCGGGGGGGUAUCACCUC
Annulohypoxylon maeteangense is the source of this 2542-nucleotide messenger RNA. RefSeq names its product kinase-like protein. Bases 192 to 2405 code for a protein of 737 amino acids. Lineage: Eukaryota; Fungi; Ascomycota; Sordariomycetes; Xylariales; Hypoxylaceae. Gene Ontology annotation, cellular component: cytoplasm. Gene Ontology annotation, biological process: protein phosphorylation; intracellular signal transduction. The record is from RefSeq and is a predicted model, not a curated record. The transcript is spliced from 3 exons. Gene Ontology annotation, molecular function: protein serine/threonine kinase activity; ATP binding.